AAGGUACAAAGUAAAGAACCAUUGAAAAGUGGCAUAUUCAAAAUUGUUAGCGGCCACAAAGCCACCAGAAACACCUAUACUAAGAACUCAGAACAAACCGUAAUGUCAUUUUCAUUUGUCCUCGCUCUAAAACGAUUUUUGGGACUUAUGGAAGGACUUUCAGAUGUGCCCAAGCAUGAAUCCAUGAACAGCGAGCACAUCAAGGCGUCUGAUGGAUUAACCCAAUUGGAUGCACAAGAACUAAGUGUUCCAAGAUCAAGACAUAACUCAUUGAUAGAAAAUAUAGCUGAACCAAAGGAACAACAUGAACAUCCGUCAAAGUUGACACAAGAAGAAUCCAUUGAAACAGAACAUUCCAAAAUUGUGCCAAACCCAACAGAGCCCCAAGAAGCUGAUGAUUUCACGUGUGGUCGCACCAGCAGUCUAAAUGACAAUGGGGACUUUAAAUUGGCCCAAGAGAAUAAAGGUAUUUUCACGUGCCAUACAGGCCCUAUGGAUCAAGUUUACUGCCUGUGGCACGGGUCUAAGUAUUGCUGCUGUUGUAAUGAGCCCAACUGGGAUAAUAAUCUGUUUUCAGAGGAGGAACUUUUUGAUGAUUGCCUAAACUAUUUGGAAUGUUCUGAUGUCGGAAUGGAUUAUGCCAGUGGAAUCUGGCAGCAAGCUUUUCUAGGCGAUGACCGUGUAUUUUUACUGGAAAUUGACCAGGACAAUGAGACAAAAGCAAGCCAGGAUUGCCUAAAUGGGUGUUAUGAUUCCCACAGUGGUGUGGCUUGUAUGGAUGAAGUGUCGAAUGACAUACAGGCUAUGGAUGCCUUCGCCGGCCUCUGUGUCAGUCACUCAGACGCACCAGAGCAAGCUGUAAAAAGAGAUUUCCCCGGAGACUCUGUCCAAGCUUUACGACCCGAGAUGGUAAUUAUUGCGGGGCACCAACAGGAUGACAUUUCCAGCGUUAAAAGCAAAGAAAGAUGUAAACUUCCUUUAGCUGCGGUGGUGAUCCAGAAUGACCAGGCUGGCAUUGAAGAAGAAAACAAAGAAAAUAAAACCAGUGGAAAUGUGUCGACUUCCACUAAAUCGGGCAAAAUUAAUUCGUUUUUGGGACUAUUUCCGGCCAACGGCUUAGAUAAAACCAGUUUUAUUCCAAUGACAGAUGAACCAAUGGAGAUUUCCGUCAUCCAUGGAUGCUCACAACAAAUUAAGGAAGCUGCCCAUGGUUUUCCCCAUGACAGCAGUGACCGACCUAUUGGAAAUGGCGAUGCAGAAGGAAGUCUACAGGAAUUUGGGCCGUCCAGUCAAUGCCUUUCUGGGGAGAGUGAAAAUUAUUUGGUAAUAAAUAAGGGAGCCAAAGAAGCUGAAGAAAUGAAAACGUGUUUGGCAAAAAUGUUUAAAUCAAAGAGUGAUAACCCUGAUGAUGCGCAAACUCAGGAAACCAAUAUGUGUUCAAAUUGUAUUCACGAUCUGGAUUGUUGUCACCAUCAUAAAGAACCUAUUGAGAGAAACAAAUCCAGCGGAUUUUGUAAGGAACACGAAAACCCCCAAAAUGGAUGUUUGUCAUUUGGAAUUCCACACGACACAGCUUUAACUGGCAAUACAUGUUUCCAGUGUACAGCGACAGGGUCGGAGACUCACACUGACAACGGUUCUGUAGGUUCUCAAGAUAAGGCAAGUAAAAACGUCCAAAACACACAAAAAAGAGAAAAUGCGAAGCUGGUCAUUGCUGAAAAAUUCAACGUGACAUCGAAUUUUAAUGAUCUUUGUGGUCAAAUAAUAGAAACCAAUACCUCAAAGGAUAGUAAAGAAUUACCAAUGCACCGUCAUGUCUUAAGUGAUAAAGAUGCAUACUUGGAGGCUAAUGAACAAACCAAAUAUCUGGAGCUUGGUAAGAGGAGCUCUAUUGGUGACCAUGUCAUUAGAACUAUUAAUAGGUCAACACCUAAACACAAUGGAGAACAAACUAAGGGAACUUCAUUAAAAUGUCAUCCAAAGGAUGAGACAAGUUCCAAAAAUGUAUGUUUGGCGACCCAACCAAAUGAUAUGGUUCAAUCGAGUAAUUGUGUGCAAAGAGACAUUUUAGAACCCAAAACAUUAAAUGUUGAUGUUCUAGCAGCCCCUACUAAUUCGGAGGAAAUAGAUAAUGCGCUUUUGAUUAGUACAAAGGCUUCCAUUCCUGACGUGAGGAAAGGUGACCUCUCUAAAAAUCAGCAGUUCCCAACAGAUGUACGAAGUAAAAAAGAAACUAAAAAGUCAAGUGGCACAGAAAAUAAAGCGACAAAGAAAAAGUUCAAAGCCCACGCAAAAGAAGUCAUCAAAAAUUUAAAAUCUGUUGAAAAAGAAGUAACGGCGUUGGCUGAUGAGGUAUUCCCGGAGGAAGAACCAAAGUCAGACCUGAAGGCGAAUAAUGCAGAGGCCGUAGCAUCAAAGGACAAUAAAAAAGGUCCCCUGUUAAUACAAGAUAUCCAAGCCGAGCUGUUUCCUGACAAUUCUGUAAAUUUGAAGCUGUAUUGUCAUUUUGGUAACAUCCACGCAGACUCCACAGUUACCUGGACUAAAGAAUCCAAGCUGCUCGCCCGACUGCACAGAAGUCCAAAGGAUUAUUCUCCCGUGUCUCUAGCAAUAGUCCAAACAAGUGUAAAAGACCAGGGGAUGUAUCAUUGCACCCUGAAGAACAUGUAUGGGAAAGUGACCACUGACUUCCAUCUCACUCCUGAAGUGUUGGACCAGUUGUCACGCUGCCAAGAUAUUGACGGUGGCGAGGAGAUUGAAUUCAAUCAGCUUUUGUUCAGAGAAGACUUUAUCACCGACAUGUAUUUUGGGGGAAAUUUACACGGUCGAAUAGCCACUGACGAUUUGCACUUUGGAGAAGGCGUUCACAGGAAGGCAUUUCGGAGUAAAGUCAUGUGCGGCUUAUUACCCGUGUUUAACCCCGGUCACCUGUGCGUCCUAAAAGUACACAACGCAAUCGCGUACGGAACUAAGACCAAUGACGAACUUGUCCAAAAGAAUUACAAGCUUGCUGUACAGGAAUGCUAUGUACAAAACACCGCCCGAGAAUACGCAAAGAUUUAUGCUGAAGAGGCCGGACAGCUAGAGGCGUUCGGAAAAGUACCAGAGAUUAUUCCUAUCUUUCUCAUUCAUCGCCCGGCAAACAAUAUCCCGUAUGCGACGGUAGAGGAAGAACUUAUAGGAGACUUUGUGAAAUAUUCCAUUCGAGACGGGAAGGAAAUUAACUUUUUGAGAAGAGAUUCGGAAGCCGGCCAGAAGUGCUGUACCUUCCAACACUGGGUGUAUGAAAGGACCAACGGGAACUUGCUUGUUACUGAUAUGCAAGGUGUUGGAAUGAAGUUAACGGAUGUUGGCAUAGCAACAUUAGCCAAAGGAUACAAGGGAUUUAAAGGAAACUGUUCCGGGUCUUUCAUCGACCAGUUCAAAGCUUUACACCAGUGCAACAAGUACUGCGAAAUCCUGGGUUUAACGUUACUGAGACCCAGCUCAAAACCCAAGAAACCAGCUCCAGUCAAGGAAAAAAGCCAACCCAACCCACCCAGCUCCCGAAAAACCAAGCACGGCACCAAAGCGAAAAGCAAGACAUAAUACUUAGCAUAACCCUUAAAGGGAUGGGACUGUCCUCCUCCUCCAGGAGACUCUGCAUUUCUUUCACGACCAAUCAGCGCAUUUAAGGGUUAACGGUCAUAAAAUGGGAGUUAUUGCUAUUACCGUUAGUUACCGCACAGAAUCAGUGUUUAACCUACGCAUUAUAUUUCUAAUAUAUGCAAUUGUUCGGUGGCGGAAUAUUACAAUAAUAUCAUAUGGAACGUCUUAUUAGUAUUUUGCAUUAUUGCAUUUCUCGCAGUAUCUGAUGUUAGC
Spea bombifrons (plains spadefoot toad) is the source of this 3861-nucleotide messenger RNA. It is a transcript of the gene ALPK2, whose product is annotated as alpha kinase 2. Lineage: Eukaryota; Metazoa; Chordata; Amphibia; Anura; Pelobatidae. Bases 103 to 3588 code for a protein of 1161 amino acids. Gene Ontology annotation, biological process: protein phosphorylation. The record is from RefSeq and is a predicted model, not a curated record. The transcript is spliced from 10 exons. Gene Ontology annotation, molecular function: protein serine/threonine kinase activity; ATP binding.